This is a messenger RNA of Pomacea canaliculata, 2923 nucleotides long. RefSeq names its product clathrin heavy chain linker domain-containing protein 1-like. Bases 300 to 2249 code for a protein of 649 amino acids. The record is from RefSeq and is a predicted model, not a curated record. Lineage: Eukaryota; Metazoa; Mollusca; Gastropoda; Architaenioglossa; Ampullariidae. The transcript has 10 exons.
ACCAUCGCAACGCUGUUGUUUAUAAAUGGCGGACGAUAGCAGCCUCUUGAUGAAAACGCAUGAUUAGUGAAAUGUGAAAUAGUGUUCAUUUUUUCACCGUUUCAAACAAGGCUAUAUCAAAUUUUACUUCUCUACCUUUACAUAGACUGCAUUUCUUGUUACCUACAUAUUUGAAAGAUAAGAACAAUAGUAAAGUCAAUUUUAUCCCAAGACGAAAAUCACGUUUUUCUCUAUCGCCGUUUAAAACAAGAUUAUGUUUAUAGAUAGUGGAUGACGACCCAACAUCGACAAAUAUAAAAAUGUCAAGCACCUCAAGCAGAUCUUCAACACCUUUGACUGGAGUUUCAAAACUCCCUCCAAUUAUUACUAAUGAGGCAGAUCGAGAAUUCUUGUAUCAGAUAAAUGGCUUUAUUGACAAAGAAAUGGCCAAAAUCAAACCAAAAAAUGAAGAUCAGCGGUACCUUAUCUACAAGGCAGUCUUUAACAAGAUCAUUGAACAUGUCACAGCUUACAAAUAUCUUCUUACUACCAUAAAGAAAGAAUAUGAAGACAUAAUAGAAGCUAUCCGUACAGCUCAGCAGAAAUCUGUCUUUCUACAAGGAAAGCUGAAAGCAAUGGCAUCAGAACCAUCUACUAUUAGAAAUUACAAAAAGCGAUGUGAUGAGUUGGAAGAGAGAAUUGCUAUUGUAAAGAAAGACAAUGAAAGACUCAGCAAGGAGUUGCUGGAACUGAAGGCUGAGCGAGAGGUGAGGGAGAAGAAACCUGAAGAGAAACAGGCUCCAGUGAAAGAAGUCAAGAAGGACAACCGCAGAAUUCCAGGAUUAACACUGGAAGAAUCCACAGAUAUAAGUGUUCUUAAUCGUAAGUUUGAUCAACUGGACAGACAAUUGAAAGAGCUGAAUAUCAGCUUAAAAACAAGAUUUCUUCCAAAAACACAGAAACUCCAGCUUAAAGAUACCCUUGAUAAAAAGGUGAGCUAUCGUGACCAGCUGCUGUGGCAGAGCCAAGUAUAUAAAGCUCGCGGACAAAAACUUGAAAUAGCUCUAGAGGCAGCCCAAGCUUACAACCGCGUGAAACCACCUCACCAAACAGUUGGGGAUGCUGUGAUAUUGGCAUUCCAACAUGCAAUGGGCACUGCCGCUGCUGCUGAGAAAGAUCACCCAGCUGGAGGAGAUGGAGUUGACAAUACACCAUCAGAAACAGCACAUUCAAGUACAUUUGAAGAUGAUGAUCCAAACAAAGAGAAGGAAGCAGAGGUGAUGUUGGAGUAUAUUGAAAAGUUCAAUGAACUGUUUGAAGAUGAUAAAUUUGAAGAAGCAGCUAUUCAUGCUGCCAACAGCCCUAAAGGCAUUCUACGAACACAAGCCACUCUGGCUAAAUUUAGAGAUGUUACAAGCAAAUAUGGUGGUCGCUCUCCUCUCAUGGCCUUCUGUGAUGCUUUGAUGUCUUCAGUCAAAGCAACAAUCCAUAAGCCAAAUGAAGGUUUAUCUCUGGACUGUGUAAAGGCAGGUCUUGAAGAGAAUCGCCUUGAUCUUGUCUGCCACUGGCUAGCUCAAGACAGGUUAACUGUGACAGGAGAUAUGGGACAUCUCAUUGAAGACCACUGCUCCUGUCAGGUACCAUGCAUGUGUGGAGGACAAGCCCUAGCUCAAAAUGUUUUUAUGCGCAUGCACAUGCAUAUGGAUUCUGCAAUGUGCCUUGUGAGGCAGGGAAAGGCGAACAUGGCUUUACAACAUGCCAAGGAAAAGGGUGUCCUAAGCAGUGAUUUCCUUCUGUUCAUAUUAAAGCACUACCCUUCCUUGCAGCUAUUGGAGUUACUGUUUCAAGGAGACUGCACACUGAAGGUUGGGGGUAGUACUGAGCAGUGUGGUCAUGCAAGCAGUAACAGUGUGACUACUAGAAGCAAGACUGAGGAUUCUAACAUUAGUGGAAAGGGAACAGUCUUGCCAUUAGGUGUAACGCUGACUACUUUAAAGAAAUCUGGACACUGGCAUCUGGCUGAGGGGUGGCUUCAGCGAUUGGUUUAUGACCACCAUGAAACAGGUAAAUUCAGGGAGAUCCUACAGAAGGCUGUGCUUGAGGAUGAUGUAACCACCAGCAGAGAGUGGAAUGCUCUAAUCAAGAUGAUGCACGAUGAUGGUCUUGAGGACCUCAGUCUUCAACUCAUGGCUGUUGUCAUUGUGGCAACUUCCCUCAAGUCAGCUUUAAAAGCUCAUCAAGCUUCUCUACAUAUGACAGGAUCUCUGUAAUAACUCCUUCCCCACUCUCACUUUGGAACAGUGACUAUACUUUGAUAAAAGAUUCCCAAUACAAGCUACAUGAUUAAUUCAGCUACAGGUGGAUACAUGGGGAAAUGGUCACUCUAGGUGAAGAUCUACUCAAUUAACCUACUCAUUUUCUCACUGAAGUAGAGCUAGCUUAUCACAACAAGAGAGUUAAGCAGACCAGAUUUUUUUUGGGGGGAGGGGGUUGUUCAUCUACGGUUAAUGAGCAUUGUUAUUGUUGCUCCAAAAAUUGCAUCAAAUGUAGUUCCACCAUUAUUAAUAGCUUAGCUGGCAUGGCAUAUUGAAAGAUGUUUUCUUGUUAUUGUGUGAAAAACUGUUUAAAGUAAAAUUCCUUUUUUCCCACAUAAAUAGCAGUAGAAAUGUGGAUAUUAGGUUAAUAUAUCUUAUAAAGCAGAGUAUGAUGUCCAUGCUUGUUUGACCACUGAUCAUAUCCACAUUAUUUGAUCCCCAUCAAAUUGGGCAGGAAUAGUCAUUUUUAUUAUGCAAAUGUUGUAGGCUAUAUUCAGUAGAUGUAUGCUGUGAAGGAGAAUGGUUAUAUUUUGCACUCUAAGAUACUACUGCUGGGUACUGAUGAAACAAUGCUAUGCAGAAGAAAUUUUCAUACAUCUUUUACAGAAUAAGUAAAAAUGUUAUCAUUU